Molecule: messenger RNA, 579 nt
Organism: Lacerta agilis (Sand lizard)
Lineage: Eukaryota; Metazoa; Chordata; Lepidosauria; Squamata; Lacertidae
Product: zinc finger and SCAN domain-containing protein 31-like
Exons: 2
Source: RefSeq, a predicted model, not a curated record
CCCCCCGCGCCUUCCUGCAAGGGAAAAGGGGGGCAUAUUCUGACACUCCCUUCUGCCUGGGUGGCGCCUCCUGGGACCUGAAUUUGGUAUCACUUCUAAUUUGGACAGACGGAACUUGGCCGAAGACCAAAGGAUUCCUUCCGAUCUCUUGGAGGCUUCCUGAGAACACAGAUGGAUGAGGAAGACUCAGCUGGCCCUGUAGCAGGAAGAAGCCAUGCCAUGGAAACUGAGAGCAGUGGGGGAUUAUGGGAAAGCUCAGUGCAGAAGAUCCUGGGUGAGGAGGACACCCUCCACUCAGAUGCGCAGAGCCAGCGGUUCAGGCAUUUCUGCUACCAGGAGUCCAAAGGACCCCGUGAGGUUUGCAGCCGACUCUACCACCUUUGCCAUGAGUGGCUGAAGCCAGAAAGGUAUACGAAAUAUCAGAUGCUGGACCUGGUGAUCUUGGAGCAGUUCCUGGCUGUCCUUCCACCGGAGAUGGAGAGCUGGGUGAGGGAAUGUGGAGCGGAGACCAGUUCCCAGGCAGUGGCCCUGGCCGAAGGAUUCCUCCUGAGUCAGGCAGAGGAGAGGAAGCAGGCAGAG